AUGGUUGCCGGUACGAAAAUGAUAAACGUGAGGGUGACGACUAUGGACGCCGAGCUGGAGUUUGCGAUCCAGCCGGCGACCACCGGAAAGCAGCUUUUUGAUCAAGUAGUGAAGACCAUUGGACUUAGGGAGGUUUGGUUCUUUGGACUUCAAUACACCGAUGUCAAGGGAGAUCUUACCUGGAUCAAACUCUACAAGAAGGUGCUCAAUCAAGAGGUAAAAAAGGAGAACCCACUUCAAUUCAAAUUUCGUGCCAAGUUCUAUCCCGAGGAUGUUUCAGAGGAACUCAUCCAGGACAUCACUCUGCGCCUCUUCUAUCUUCAGGUGAAAAAUGCCAUACUCACAGACGAGAUUUAUUGUCCACCUGAGACUUCCGUGCUUCUUGCCUCGUAUGCAGUGCAAGCUAGAUACAAUGACUACAAUAAGGGAAUCCACACUGCUGGAUUCCUGGCGAACGAUCGUCUGCUUCCGCAGCGUGUCAUGGACCAACAUAAGAUGAGCAAAGAGGAAUGGGAAACCUCGAUUACUAAUUGGUGGCAGGAACAUCGUGGCAUGAUUCGCGAGGAUGCGAUGAUGGAAUAUUUGAAAAUUGCUCAAGAUUUGGAAAUGUACGGAGUGAACUACUUUGAGAUCCGCAACAAAAAGGGAACCGAACUCUGGUUGGGAGUCGACGCUCUUGGCUUGAACAUCUACGAAAAGGACGACAAACUCACGCCGAAAAUCGGUUUUCCCUGGUCCGAGAUUCGAAACAUUUCCUUCAAUGACAGGAAGUUCAUAAUCAAACCGAUUGACAAAAAAGCGCCAGACUUUGUUUUCUUCGCACCCAGGGUCAAGAUCAACAAGAGGAUCCUGGCUCUCUGCAUGGGAAAUCACGAAUUGUAUAUGCGAAGACGCAAACCUGACACGAUCGACGUCCAACAGAUGAAGGCUCAAGCAAAGGAGGAGAAGCUUGCGAGAGAAAGGCAGAGAGAGAAGCUCCAGUUGGAGAUCGCAGCGAGGGAACGUGCUGAGAAGAAGCAGCAGGAAUAUGAGGAGCGGCUGAGGAACAUGGCAGAAGAGAUUCAGAGGCGACAGGCGGAAUUGAGCGAAGCGCAGGAAAUGAUUCGUCGCUUGGAAGAACAACUGAGACAGUUGCAGGCUGCUAAAGAGGAAUUAGAAGAUCGUCAGAAGGAAUUGACAGUCAUGAUGGAGAAAUUAGAGCGUUCUCACGAGAUGGAAGCCGCUGAACGAGCUAAACUUGAACAAGAGAUUAGGGCUAAGCAAGAUGAGGUUCAACGCAUCCAAUCCGAGGUGGAAGCUAAGGACGCGGAAGCCAGAAGGUUACAGGAGGAAGUUGAAUCAGCUAGAUUGAGACAGGAAGAAGCCGACAGGGCAUUCCAAGCAAACGCGACGACACCUCAACAUCAUCACGUUGAGGAGAAUGAAGAGGAAGGUGAGGAGGAAGGUGAAGAUGAAGGAGGACACAGAGAUGUGACAAAGGAACUCGUCACCGACGAGUCGAUAGUCGAUCCAGUCGAGGAACGACGCACUUUAGCAGAAAGGAAUGAACGUCUCCACGAUCAACUUAAGGCAUUGAAGCAAGAUCUGGCCCAGUCGCGAGACGAGACAAAAGAGACAGUGAUGGACAAAAUCCACAGAGAAAACGUUCGCCAGGGUCGUGACAAGUACAAGACGCUGCGCGAGAUUCGCAAGGGAAAUACCAAGCGUCGUGUCGAUCAGUUCGAGAACAUGUAAAUUUUACAUUUGAUCCUUAUCCAACCGCUAAUCUACUUUUAUCUUGUUUACCACCCUCGAGGGCAAUACGUGCAUGCGCAGCAAAUAGAGAAGAGCAGAAAUGUUUAAAGAUAUACAUACAAGAAGAUUGAUUAAGGAGGAUUGGCAAAAUACCAAUCGUCUGCAUGUAUUGUUUUCAAUUUGCGACCGCAUUUAUGGCCUAAACACACUUGACGUGGUUCGCUUUUUUUUAUUGUCUUCCGCAUUUAUCCAGGCACGAGAUCAUAUCCCUGAAAAAAAUGCACUCUCGUCUUUAUCCAUCGAGGAUUUACGCUUCAAUCGCUGUUCUUCUUCGAUUGUGCAUGGUGGGCACGAUCAAUUUCUCCCUCCAUUUUUAUUCUCAUUCUUACUGAUCGAAUGCUCGAAGGUGCGCUAGUAUUCUCGAAAAAGUAUUCUGUCAAUUGCGAACUUUUCUUCACUCUGUCGAGCAAUUUCCACGGCCUAUUGGUUUCUUCUUUUUUGAGACUUCUCUUUUUAACGAAAACAAUUUUAUCAGUCGCUUUUCUAUAUAUAUAUAUAUAUAUAUAUGUACGUAGAAAAGUACAUAAGUAGAUGCAAUCGGGGUGGAUUUUCUGAAACCGAUUGCUACACGCAAGUGAUAUCGAAUAUCAAAAGAGGGGAUUUAUAGAGAACAUUAUAUUGAAACGAGAAAAUCUCUCGUGGUUCUAUUUACAUUUCUAGCACGUUCGGAGUACGAUUUACUAAUUAGUGAUUUUAUAUUGAUCACACUCGUGGCCUUUAUCGAUAUACAUAUAGUACUAGAUACUUAUGUACGAUAGGAAGAAAGAAAGAAAGAACGAAAGAGAGAGUGCGUGUUUUCUUGUGAGAAUGGAAAAGUGGAAAGAAUGUGCGAGAGAAAAUAGAGUGAAUGACAGAUAAUGGCGUAGCGGUUUUGGUACGUCGUAUUAUAUUUUUUAAAAGCGACUUAUAUUUCAAAAGCCCCGAGUAUCCACUCGAGAGAGAGAGAGAGAGGAGAGAGGAGAAAAAAGGUCGAACCACCGAUCACAUUAACGUUUCUAAUGCUGCCAAUUAGUUUCUUUUUGAUGAAAAUACGAGCGACCAUCAAUAUCUGUAUCGAGAGGAAAUGACAUUCGAAUUAGGUCAGGAUUUGGAGAUUGAACGGUAUCCGUCGAUAUUAUAUCAUUACUUAGUAUUAUCAACCACCACUCGUUACAAUCGUGAACAAGGAAUUCAAAACAUUAUCAGAGGAAAUAACGAUAGAUAUUUUUUGAUUAUAUUUAAUAGUAAUAUUUACAAAUUAGUAGUCUUAUUAUUAUAUUAUUAAUUAAUUAUUAUUAUAUUAAUGUUUACAGUUUAGUAGUGUUAUAUUGAUAUAUUAAUUAAUUGUCAACUAUGGUCGUUCAGCUUCUACACUUGAAGGUAGAUCAGAAGGACCAUCCUCAAUCGACUAACUUUUUUUUUUUAUUUUAGAAACUUUUCACUGUUCCGCAACGUUUUUUAACCGUUUUUUUUUUCGUUUUCUACCGCCGUCUUUACUUAAAAGUUGAAACAGUUAUUGUCAAAACAUUCCAGACGAACUCUGAGAACUACGAAUUGUAUACUUUGCUAAUUUUACAAAAAGAAAUUUUCUUGUUUUUUUUUUGUAAAAAAUAGAAUGGUAUCGGAAGCAAACAUGAAAUUUGAUACAACUUUUUUUCUGAAACGGUACUUAACACACAGUCUCAUCGAAUUAACUGGUUACAUGCGUCCGAAUGAAAAACCGUCUACCUAGAGUUUAAUAGCGUAGAAUCUAUAAAUUGCAAUGCAAUAUCGUACUACGUGUAAAUAAAUAUUAAUCGAACGCCUAACAUUUUUCGCACGAAUGUGAGUCGUUUCACGACGAUUCACGAAAUUUAUAGAAGCAAUAUUUUAUACCGCUUUUCGUUGAGGAAUUUUGUAAUUUGGAAUGCCGGAGAAAAAAGGGGAAAAGAACUUUUUUUUAUUGGUGAUUGGAAUUAAAAUAUCGAGAGAAUUUGAUAUUUUGUGAGGCCAUAAACAGUAAAUGGAGCUUCUCCGAGUUUUUCUUUUCUUCAAUGUUUUUAUUGUCGUUGCUAUAAUCCCUCGCGUAAGAUAGUGUUAUUAUUGUUGACACCAAAACUCACGCGUGGUUCGAGACGAAGACAGGUAGAUAUUGUAUAUUAAAGAAAAAUGUUGGUGCGAGGACAUAUGAAUGUACUUUGCUGGAAAGGCUAGAGAUUGUUUAAAUAAUAAAAAUCAUUACCGUAUA
This is a messenger RNA of Belonocnema kinseyi, 4000 nucleotides long. It is a transcript of the gene Moe, whose product is annotated as moesin/ezrin/radixin homolog 1. NCBI's taxonomy places the organism in Eukaryota, Metazoa, Arthropoda, Insecta, Hymenoptera, Cynipidae. Gene Ontology annotation, cellular component: plasma membrane; adherens junction; apical part of cell. The transcript is spliced from 9 exons. The record is from RefSeq and is a predicted model, not a curated record. Gene Ontology annotation, biological process: positive regulation of protein localization to early endosome; positive regulation of early endosome to late endosome transport; regulation of cell shape. Gene Ontology annotation, molecular function: actin binding; cell adhesion molecule binding. Bases 1 to 1734 code for a protein of 577 amino acids.